Apis mellifera (honey bee) is the source of this 3268-nucleotide messenger RNA. RefSeq lists its product as uncharacterized. Lineage: Eukaryota; Metazoa; Arthropoda; Insecta; Hymenoptera; Apidae. The transcript is spliced from 5 exons. The record is from RefSeq and is a predicted model, not a curated record. Bases 296 to 1294 code for a protein of 332 amino acids.
ACCCCGAGUUGCGCCGCCAUCCCCCUUUUCAGCGAACGAGAGCGCCGGCCCGAAACUCUUCGGUGGCGAGUCAAGCUCCGACACGGUUCAGCCGAGUUCAGUCGCGCCAUUCGGCCGUGCUUGUUCACGUGUCGGCCCCGUGUGCAUUUCCGUGUCCCGUGUUUCCGUGGCCCCUCCAAAGGAAAGAAAAAAAGGGGAGGAGAGAGAGAGAGAGAGGAGGGGAGCAAGUGGAAAGGAAGUGGAUUCCCGCGCUCGAUGGUUCCGAUCGGAGAGGCCCGCCACGAUCGACGCAAGGAUGCCUAACGAGAACGCGCCAGUGUGCGGGUGCGGGGUGGUGGUCGAUCUGCCGAAAUCGCGAAAUGGCGCGCUGUCCUCGAGGCGGCUCACGAUCAGAAUACCCAAGUCGAAGGGUGGCAAGUCGGACGGGCGGGCUGGCAAGAAGCAGCAGGACGACGCUCGUGGGAAGAGCAGAAGUUCGGAAACGGGAAGUUGCAGCUCGGUGACGGAGCAAGCGAGACCGGUUACGAAAAGCAGCAAACACGAGAAGCGUUUGAAUCACUCGAGGAGGACCCGAAGCGCGGACAGGGCGGAGUCGCACUACACUUACAUAGAGUCCGGCUCGAGCAUUCUUGGCGGUGGAAUAAGGGAGAACGCUAUACCGGAGGCGUUGUACGCCACCAUCCCGGACACGGCGAACGCGGCCGCCAACGAGACCGGAAAUGGUCAAUUGAACGCGCAAAGUAGGCCGGUUUACGCCAUCCCCUCCAUGGUGUCGCCACCGCCCACGUACGACGUGGCCAUCUCGAAAACGUGGCAGACCGGUCUCCCGCCCACCUACGAGGAAUACUUGUGCCACAAGUACGCCAUGAUCUCCCGUUCCCACACACCGCCGCCUCCGUGGUCGGACUCGACGUCGACCGCCACGACGACACCCACCGCGCCCUCGGUUCAAACGCGUCGCGAGUUGUUGGCAAGUCAGCCAGAGCUUAGGGAAUACCUGGCUCAAUUGUCGCUCUCCCAGAACAACGACAGGCCGGCCGGCCACCACCACCACCACCACCACCAGGGGACCCCAGUGCUCAGAGACAGCAGCUAUCUCUCGAAUCAGCAAGCCUCGAGGGAACAAGCGAGGAUGCAGCAACGUCCACGGGCCAUGCCACCCAGAUCCCAGAGCGAGAGCCGCGUGCAACAGCAGAGAAUCGCGACCAUGUACGAGGACGGCGCGUUCUGCAUGGAAACGACCGCGCUGCAAUCGGCGUUCGAGAAUGGGAUAGCCUUGUGCAGCCUCAUGUAAUCAGCAAGACUUAUCAAUAUUCCAGAGAACGCGGGAGGGGGAGGAAGGAUGAUCCCAGAAAUCUUUUUUUUUUCCCCCUCGUUUAUUCGAAGAAGAAGAAUUUCAUCGUGGACGCAACGAAGCGAAACUCGAUGUCAAAGUUCCCCUCCCUUUCUUCUUAACCUCUUCUUAUCUUCUUAUCUUUAUCUUGAUCGAUGGAAUCGAAAAAGUUUGUGAUCGAUUAAUUAAUUAGGGAUUUGGGCGAAUUUUUCAAGGUGCUGUUUCGGAGGAGUAGAUGAACUUGCGAACGAUUCUUUUAAUAUAGACUGGGAUAAAUAAUCGAUGGAAAUGGAACAAUAUCGAUUAAAUUAAACGUCUCUCCCUUGGCUUUCUUCUAGUUUUAUUUAUUAAGAGUUUCUUGAGCAAAGAACUCCAUCUCCAAUCAUCUUAUCUCUAUAUGCAUAUAUGCAGCUUCUCCUUCGAAAUUCUUUUUCCACGAAAUUCUUUUUCGAGCAGUUAUAGGCAUUGUUCUCUUGAACGUUGGUAUCGAACGGCAGUUCCAUUCACGGAUCGCAAGUAGCACGACGGAAUGUUUGAGGAUAUGAUAUUUGACGACUCGUCUUCAUUCCGUAUAGAAACGAAAUAUUUCGCCAUUGCCUUCGCCCUUUCUGCUUGAUUCAAGGAGAAUAAAUUGAAGCUUGAAGAUUCUGAAUUUAAUCUUGUCGCAAGCCAUAUGAUAUUUCGUUUCUUUAUUUUUCAAAUAAAUACGAAAUAUCUUCAUUAUUACAUUUAUACUCGUUUUAUCGAGUAAAAAUUGAUUGGAGGAUCUUCUUGUACGAUUGUCUGAUAACGCAACUCUAAGUUUGAUCAGGAGUUGAACGAGAGGCGGAGAAAGAUUCGUAAUAAUGCAGGCCUAAUCGAUAGAAUUCUAUUUUUUCUACAACUUUAUUGCGUUUCCACCAAUGUCUCCAGAUUUUUUCGUACGAAUUUUAUUCCGAUUCGAACUUCUUCUAUUAGAUCAUCAUCCAAUGAUGUUUGUACCAAUGCAAAUUGUUUAUGCAAUUAUGAUUUCGCAUUAGAUAUUUAGAACGACACGUCAAUUGUAAAUGGAUUUUUGUAUACUAGUUUCCACGGUGUCUGAUAAUUCACGAGAGAAAUAGAGUUAGAGAGAUUUUAUAGAGAUAAUUAAGAUCUUAGAAUGGUAAUUUCAAAUAUUAUUUUUGACUUUUUUUCUCUCUCUUAUUUCGAAUCGAAAAAAAAACUUCUCGAUUCCAUUCAAAAGGGACAUCUCGUAUUUAUAAUUUAUAGCCAGUGAUCAUCGCUUCUAUUCAUUCGAAGAUCGAGAGCGUUCCCAUCAGACACGAUUUUUAUUUCCUUACGCAUGAAAGCGUACGAUACUCUUGCAAUUGCGAGGGAAAUCGUGGAAGCCGAUUCAAUCGAAACAUCGAAGAAAUAACUUGUAUCUCCUCGACGUACCGUUUCGAAAUGGAAUUCAAUCUGGUUUCCAUCUACACUGUUUUAUCGAUAAACGAGAGGAAAACAUUGUGCUCGGUACAUACAACUAUGUACCAUCGAUUCCCGAUAAGUUUUCGUUUCCAACGUUCAAUUUUUCUCUUCUUUCAAUUGGUAAAAAAAAAGAAUCGAUCUCGUUUUUCCAAUUUUGAAAAAUUUCAUUUCCAUAUUCCUCGAUAUUCGUGGAUCGUCACAGUUAUCGUAAUUCAAAGAUGUUUAAAACGAGAGAACAUUACAAAUUUCUAUAUAUAGAGAGACGUGUUCUUUUGUGCAUACAAUACACUCGUGUAAUAAUCGUAAACGUUAAUGAGGACGUGUCUUUGGUUCUCACGUUUAAUUUCAAAUUACUUUCGAUAGGCGAAUAAACCGGUUCCGUUCUUCGUUGAAACAAUUUUUCUCUUGAGAUGGAAAGUAUUUUUAACAAACACAACACUCCUGUAACAAUACUCAAACGAAUGUAUCCUCGAAACGAUCCUCCACGAA